AUGACGAACGAACACAUACACGACUCGACCACGUCCAACGUGUUGGCGUGGUCCUCCCAAAGCGCGCAUAUGCAACACGAUACGGAGGACGAGGCUGCUGCUGAGGCGGAUGAGCCUCCUGAAAAUCAUUUUAGACGUAAUGCCGUUAAAAAGGCUGUCGACCACUCCGAAUCUCUUUUGACCAGGGCACUGCAUCAGACGGAGGAAGAAGUGAGAUUCCACUUCAGCGCAUCUUCUACACGACGUCGAUCCGUGAACAGCAGCAUCAGCCUCGCAUCCACUGCCGAUCUUACAAGCGACACUGGAUUUACCAGCCCUGCGCGGACUAAUACCCCAAGUCCCCCGCCACCCGUAAUAUUCCUUGCACAGUUGAACGCGGACUUGUUUGAUGCCAAGCCGAAGCCUGCUUGCAUCAGCGAGGCCAAGCGAGAGGCGAUGCCACCCUCCCAGCGUUCGACAUCAAUGCAGAGCGACUCCAAGCCCAAAGACGCUGCCGUCGAAGUGCUAGCGAAGAAGCGCUGCAUCUCCUUUGCGUGUGGACCCAAGCCCGAAGCGAAGAAAGCCACCCCUCAAGCGCCGGCGGCGGAAAAUAAGCCUGCAGUGGAGGCGAAACCACAACGGAAACCAUGCAUCAAGUUCGCGUGCAGUGCGAAACCCACCGGCCGAGACGCAUCGCCUCGCCGUGAAACACCUGCUCCUACAGAAAUUCAAUUACCGAUGAAAUCGAAGACCGGUUCCCCCUCCACCUUGCGCAAGUACAGGUCUCCUUCAGUUGGUCGUGGCGGCCGAUCGCACCGAUCGUUGACCCCGCGACCAUCGAGCCAAACUCCACGCGGUGCACGAGCUGCCAAGUAUCUGACCGCUAACCCCAAGGAUCUGGACAGCGAGAAGACUCACUUCCACGAGUUCGCCAGUGAUGAGCCCCGUGUAGAGGACUGGAUCAGCGAGAACUACCCUGCCACCUAUGGUCGGUUGACCAUCAAUGAUACGCUGCGGAAGGAGAACGAGAUCCGUCGGCUAGCCAAGGAAGCCGAAGAAGAGGCCCUCGAAGAGGAGGAAGAUAUGGGUGAACUUGAUGCGGAUAUCGACGAUGAAGCCGAUAUUCAAGAUGAUGUCGACGAUGACGACGACGAGGACCUUGAAGAUGCAGCUGACUUGGACGAUCAAUCCGUUUAUGGAUCGGAUGAUGACAACUCAGAUGGAUACAACACCGAUAACGAGGUUGGAUUCGCUGACUCGGAUGACGAGGACGAUGGAGAUCUCGAGCUAUGGACACCCGGCAGAGGUACUCUUCUUCGACUUACCGGUGAUACGCCUAUCCGCCGUCGCCCAUCUUUGGCGGGCAGGAGGUCCGAUUCUUCCUCUUCGGAUGGUUCCAACCAUGCCAACAGAGCUGCCCGGGAGAGGACCCGCCGUAUCAAGAUUCGCCCUGGUACUCCUGAGUUGCCCGACAGUACCGACUUCGUUUGCGGUACACUCGACGAAGAUCGCGCCCUAGAAGAUGCCUACAUUUCGUGCAUCGCUGCAAGGCGCCGUGAAAGGCUCCAUCCGAUUCCUCAAGACAUUGACCCAAGCUUUCCAACUUCUGAGCCGGAGGACGAAGAGGAGAUCGAACCUCACAAACACGCACACGACAGCGAUGGGCACCUUUGGAUCCACGGCGAGCUGGAAGACCUACAUCAUGCCAAAGAUGACGCUGAGCGCCGUAAGAAGAAACCAGGCCCGACCUCGCCAAACCGGCUUCAUUCUCCACCUCCCAAGCGUCAUCACUCGCCACCUCCAAAGCGCCAUCACUCGCCGCCUCCAAAGCGCCAUCACUCACCGCCUCCGAAAGCACGGGGUCGCUCACCCAGGCGCCUCUUUGAUAGACACUCCCCUCGUCAUUUCGGAUCCCCUGCUCCCGGUCGUGUCGUGCUUUCUCCGCCAGCCUCUCUUAUCCAAGACAGGAACGGCGGACAGCACGAAUUCAAGGCACUUGCAUUCCGGCCAGGGUUGACACACACCAAGUCCCUCCCUCGAGCGCCGGCUCUGUUUCCACAGCACUUCAAGGGCCACCGUCGAGCUGGCAAGUCGGCCAAUGCAGGAGCCCAUGUGCGAGGUGCCAUCGACAUUGUCAAAGGACUGGAGCAAAAACGCCAGCGUCGAAAGGAGAAGUUCAAGGAGAAGUACCUCCAGAAACACAACAACAAAGCGCGAAAAGGCCAGGUUCCCCACAGACCUCAGCCGGGCAAAGGUGCCCAGCGCAUGCGCGAGAUCGGCCUGCUUUCAGCCGGUAAACUAGGGCCGGAUCAAUUUGUCCUGUCGAUAUGA
Anthostomella pinea is the source of this 2310-nucleotide messenger RNA. NCBI's taxonomy places the organism in Eukaryota, Fungi, Ascomycota, Sordariomycetes, Xylariales, Xylariaceae. The record is from the annotation of a GenBank genome assembly.